GACCACCGGAAGGGAAAUACGCAUCAGUCAUGCCCUUGAACAUAAAAAGACACAAGUCGGAACUCGUCGAAUUUCACUCACCCAAGGCAAGUUCACCUCAAGGGCAAUUUUUUGUCACUGAAACUGAGUCUCCGCGCAUCCUACCUUCUUCGCCUGUCGGUACGUCUAUGCUCAAGCAUGUCGAUGAUUCGCCACAAGUUCAAGUUCUUGGGCGUGUACAAGCCGACCAAGGAUUUACCCGCAGUAUGGAUAGUGAAACCAUGAAGACCUAUUAUGGAGGCGCAAUGACCGAAACGACUUUCAUGAGGAAUCGAAAUUUGCUCGCGGUGAGAAAGAAACGUCCUCAGUUCGAGCGCAGUUCAUCCUCGCAUCCUCAAUCCAAGUCUCAUAUAUUGAAGGACGAAAACACCCUAACGUAUCCAGCCACCCCGAAAUGCCUCAAUAUUACUGGGACGGUGAAUAUACAACAAACAGAGCGUAGAUUUGCAAAGCUAUUUAACGAGUCAGACCCAUCCGAGAGACCAACGCUCGAGGCCACUUCCCCGUCAACUCUAUUAGGAGGUUUAAACCUCAGGUUGCCAUUCGACAUGAUCCUCAUUGACUAUUUUCGACGAGUCAACCGGUGUUUCGUUUGGUGUCCCGCUUGGAGUGCAGAUGCAGAAGAUGGAAGUUGUGAUGCC
Acaulospora colombiana is the source of this 680-nucleotide messenger RNA. The record is from the annotation of a GenBank genome assembly. Lineage: Eukaryota; Fungi; Glomeromycota; Glomeromycetes; Diversisporales; Acaulosporaceae.